AUGGCUGCGGCUCAAGCUCUUGAUCCGUGUGCUUCCGUGCGCGCCAACAUGGAGCUGCCGUCGCUCGACGAGGAACUUCAAGCCAAGAUCUUGGAGUACGUGACAGAGCCGACUGCUUGCGUGAGUUGCAAACCCUGGAAGCAUUUCCUCUAUGACAGCCUGAAGCUUGACACCUGCAUCCGCUUCAAGCAAAGCUUGAAUGACAAAGAUCCGCUGGCAUAUUGCUACAGUGCUGUCCGGCCUUUGGGUGAAGAUUUCGAGGAAAGUGUUGGGUUCAAUUUUCAAUUUUUCCGCGACGGAAGCUACAGGCUGGCCUGGACUAGGACUUAUGAUGCAUGGUCAUCGCAGGGCGAGCAGCACUAUGGUAAGUGGAGGCUUGAGAUGGGCCAGGUGUGCUGCGAAACCCUCGAGCCGCACGAAGAGGCCUCUGAGACGCAGAUGAGAUAUGCACCCGCGGGCUACAAGUUCGCCGUUCCGGUCGAGGACAUUCUCAGCGCGGAAGGUGGCUACUUCCAAGCGAGGGAUGGGUCCCGUGCAGCCGACUGGGAACUCCCCGCCAGAACGGGGAAGCUCAACGAUGGUCAAAGCAUCUGGACGGCGGGAAUGUGGGAGCCUGUGGAAACAAGCGAGAGAGAAGCCGUCUAUCGUCCAGUGAGGGCCGAUUCUGGGCCUGUGUUAAGAGGGGUUUAG
Molecule: messenger RNA, 690 nt
Organism: Symbiodinium sp. CCMP2592
Lineage: Eukaryota; Dinophyceae; Suessiales; Symbiodiniaceae
Source: the annotation of a GenBank genome assembly